Rhineura floridana is the source of this 8560-nucleotide messenger RNA. RefSeq names its product RP1 axonemal microtubule associated (gene RP1). The record is from RefSeq and is a predicted model, not a curated record. Gene Ontology annotation, molecular function: protein binding. Lineage: Eukaryota; Metazoa; Chordata; Lepidosauria; Squamata; Rhineuridae. Gene Ontology annotation, biological process: intracellular signal transduction. The transcript is spliced from 57 exons. Bases 1 to 8409 code for a protein of 2802 amino acids.
AUGAGUGAGAUGCCUUCAACCAGCUACUCCGUGAUUCAGCCCCACUCUUCAGAGAGUGAGCAGUCUUUGUCUGUUCGCCCCUUCAGUGUCACCGAACCAGUUGUGGCCAAACGGAUCUGCUUUUACAAGAGUGGAGACCCUCAAUUUAAUGGGGUAAAAAUGGUGGUCAAUAGCCGUUCUUUCAGAUCAUUCGAUGCCUUGCUUGACAACUUGUCAAAAAGAGUACCAUUGCCUUUCGGGGUGAGAAAUAUCACUACACCACAAGGGAUACACAGUAUCAAUAACUUGGAAGACCUUGAAGAUGGGAAGUCAUACAUUUGUUCCCAACAGAGGAAAGUCAAGCCCAUCAACUUGGAGAAGGCCAGUAAAAAGCCAUUGCCAUGGCAGAUCAGCAGGCCAGUCAGUGUUCACCGUAGAGCUGUACAGUUAGCUAGAGAAGGUGAAGUUGGUGUGUUCCAGCGAGGUAGCACCGUCAGACUAAGUAACCCUAAGAAGCUGCUUGUUUUUAGAAAUGGCAAUGUAAGAAUACGGCGCACUAUGGUCUUGAGUAAGAAGAACACACAAAACUUUGAGGCCUUUCUGGACCACAUCAGUGAGUUAAUGCAGUACCCUGUUGUGAAAUUAUAUACAACUGAUGGAAGAAAGGUCCCUAACCUUCAAGCUCUGCUACUAUGUUCUGGAGCUGUUGUAGCCGCAGGGAGAGAGCCUUUUAAAGCAGGGAAUUAUGAUCCUCGUAGGUAUUCACUACCUAGUAAACUGCCUGGGGUCUCCAGUCAUGUAUACCCCAGAACAAAUGCCAAGUCAGAGGGCAGAAAAAGUAAGAAUUGGAAAGUAACCGUUUUUACCGGUGACCGACCAUCUGCUGGUACCAGCUCACAAGUUUAUAUUACAUUAUAUGGGAGUCAAAGUAAUUCAGGAGCAAUCUUUCUAUAUGGAGAGGAGAAAAAGGUGUUUGAAAGAGGAAACGCAGAUACUUUCAUUAUUCAUACUGAAGACCUAGGAGAUCUCCAUAAAAUACGGAUAGGACACAAUAACUCUGGAGAAACUCCUGCCUGGCACUGCAAAGAGUUGCAAUUGCAGAAUCUUGAAACCAGGGAGCAGUUUGAUUUCCCUGUAGACAGGUGGCUGGCACUAAACCAAGAUGAUGGUGAAAUCUGUCAGGAACUUCCUGUUUUACAUCAGGGUCAACCCAUUCUUCCAGUGGCAGUGUACGAGGUGCAUGUGGUUACAGGUGAUCUAUGGAAUGCUGGAACAGAAGCUGAUAUCUACAUUGCUAUCUAUGGAGAAAAGGGUGACACAGGUUCCCGACAGCUCCUUAGGUCAAAGAAACCUAGGAAAUGUGUAAAAGGACAAACUGAUAUCUUCUUACUUGAAGCUGUGCACCUUGGAAAUUUGCAUAAAAUUGUUAUAGGACACAAUGGACUUGGCUCAGGAAAUGGUUGGUUUCUGGAGAAAAUUGUAGUCAAGGAUCCUAUCACUAAUUCGGAUCAUAACUUUGUGUGCCACAGGUGGCUUGAUGAAGGAGAAGAUGAUGGCAAAAUUGUUAGAGAACUGUAUGUCACUGAUAAUUACAGUUUUGCUGGGAGGCAAGAGCUGGAAAUCAAAAGAGCGGAAAUGUGGACAUCAGAAAAGUGGAAAUUUCAGAAAGGCAAUACACUUCAGUUUUACAACAAGGUGUCCCAUGGAUAUAUAUGUCUCAGUCCAGAUGGAACGGUUCAUGCCCAUGGCGAUAAGAAAGACAAAUAUGGCCUUUUCGAUGUGUCUAUCAAGAAAAGAAAUAUAUGUGUGUUUAAAUGUCAUCCCAUGCCACAUCUAGCGCUUGGUCUUGCUCAUGGUGCGGUCGCUGGAAUGAACCAUGGUGACCUCCACUGUGAGCUGCAGGUUCAUGUUCAGCCAAAUCGUUGCACAAUUCUGGAAUCUGCCCGGAACCCAGGGCAAACAGUUACUUUCAAUCUCCAAGGCACCAUAGUUGAUGAUGAUACCACAGGUUAUGCUGGACUAACAAAGGAGUUUGUAGUACAUGUAAAGGGAGUGUUCCACAACAGUGCUAUAAUUUUGCUCACUACUAGUUACUGCCAGUCUCUCUGCCUGAUGCCUGAUGGGAGCUGCAGUGGAGCAGGAAAUCAAUCUGACAACUCUUACUGGAGAGUACAUAAAAUCAGUUCUGGGGUCUGCAUGUUUGAAAGUGUAAAAAAACCAAGAAUGUAUCUGAGGAUCAAGGAUGGUCAGUGUAAUGGAACGGGCACAGGAGAUGUGGACUGUCAUUUUAAAGUAGAAAAGAAUUUAGAAAGUGGGUCUGUAAGCCUAGAAUCUGCACGAAACAGAGGGAUAUAUGUUGGCCUUCUACCUAAUGGACAGACCAAACCAGUUGUCCAUACUGGAGAAAACAACAUUUUGUUUUACCCACAAGUUGUCAAAUUUGGUAGAGAGAAGCCUAUGGGAACAUCUGCAACACCUGCCCAGCAGAAAGAAGCGAUCAGAGAAUCCAAACACCAGCAAGCAGGAACCCCAAAUUUAGUAUCCCACAGACGACCAGACUCUCCUCUCUCAAGUAAGGAGGAAAUGAGAAAUAUCCACGAUGGUGAGUCUCCUUUUCCAUCAGAUAAUAAAUGGAAAGUGUCAGUGCUGACGGGAAAUGCAGGAACCCAAGCAAAUGUAAUUCUCUGCGUAUAUGGAGACAAAGGGAUUGCUGGACCAAUAACUCUUGGCAAAGACAACAGACAACAGCUGUUUCUACCCAGGAUGGAAAAUGCAUUUCAGGUUGAAAUUAAACAUAUUGGAAACAUCUACAAAAUCAGAAUAGGGCAUGAUGGAACAAGUGAACAGCCAGAGUGGAUGCUGGAAAAGGUGGUACUGAAACACCUAAAAAGUGGGAACAUUCUGAAUUUUCCAGCAAACAAAUGGUUGUCAAGGAGCCAGGGGAACGGAGACACUCUGUGUGAACUUCCAGUAGUAGAAGAAGGAAGAAGCCUUUAUCCAUCUGUGAUUUACCAAGUUUAUGUGUACACGGGGCAUUUGGAACGAGCUGAGACAGAUGCUUCCAUUUAUUUGUGCAUGUAUGGAGAAAGAGGAGAUUCUGGUCUAAGACUUCUUCACAAAUCUGACAAGCCUGUGAAAUUUCAAAGAGGAAUGGUCGAUCUGUUUGAAAUACAAGCUGUGUCACUUGGAAAGCUACAAAAGGUGUUGUUGUGCUGCAAGGCCUAUAACACGUCACAGUAUUGGUACUGUGAGAAAGUAGUCAUCAGAGAACCUGAGAAAAACUCAGAAUAUAUUUUCAGCUGUGAAAGAUGGCUGCCAUUUGUGUCCCAAGGCACAGUUCAUUCAGAAACAGAGCUCUUCGUUCAAGAAGAAGAUUGGAAAAUCACUGUAGUCACUGGAGGUUUUGAAACAGCUGGUACAACAGCAACUGUGUCCCUGUAUGUUUACGGAGAAAAUAAGGCUUCUGGUCCUCUUAUUCUGGGAUCGGGGAAACACCAGCUGUUUAAUGCCUACAGUACUGAUACAUUCAAGAUUAAUCUAAAAGAUGUUGGAGAGCUGUAUAAAAUCCGGAUUGGCCAUGACAAUAGUGGGCCAGAUCCUAGUUGGUACAUUAAUGAGAUUAGACUCCAAAGAAUGAACUCACUAUCAGACCGAGAAAUACGUUUACCUAUCAGCUGCUGGUUAUCUGAAGACCAAGAUGAUGGAGACACAUGGAGAGAGAUAGCAAUUAUGAGGCCUAACAAAGCACUUCUACUAUUGGUAUUCUACGAGAUCAGUGUAUACACAGGUUCAAACCCUGAUGCAGCAACAAAUUCCAAUGUGUACAUCACCCUCUUUGGAAACAGAGGAGAUUCUGGAAAACGAAAACUUCAUAGAUCAAGGACUAAUAAAGUUAAAUUUCAGCAUGGUCAGACUGAUGUGUUCACCAUGACGGCUGUAUCACUUGGAGUUCUGAAUAAAAUUCUCAUUAGCCAUGAUGGAACUGGUCCAGGCAGUGGUUGGUUCCUUGAACAGAUUGUCAUCAGAUUUCAAGAGGGAGAGGAAGGUAGAGAAGAAGAAGCUGUGUUUCCCUGUAAUAGAUGGCUAGAUGAGUACCAAGAUGAUGGGAAAAUGGAGAGAGAGCUAAUUGCCAGAAAAAAUAGUAAUGCACCAAUGGCGUAUACUAGAGGUCAAUGGAGAGUGCUGGUUAAGACUGCUCAGGAUUCCCCACAGUCAGGGGAGUGUAAACGAACUCUUGUGAUUUAUGGCUCUAAGGGCAAAAGUGGUGAUCUUCUCCUUUCUUCCCAGAACUUGGGAGAUACGUGUUUUCAACCAGGAGCAACUGAUGAAUUCCUUAUUGAAUCUGGAGAUGUUGGAGAUGUGUACAAAAUUCGUGUCAUCUGUGAUGAUUUGCCAGACUUUGAGGGCUGGCAUUUGAACUCUUUUCAGAUGGAAGAGCUACAGACUCAUCAAGAGCUGAAGUUUGACUGUAGCUGCUGGUUCUCUCUUAGCCAAGAACACCAAGAACUGGUGAAAGAAUUCCCUGCAGUGUCUGAGAACCAGAAACCUUUACCAGUGCAUAAAUAUAUUGUCUCUGUACACACUGGAGAUCUCUGGGGAGCAGAAACCUUUGCAAACCUUUAUGUAAUACUUUAUGGCAAUAGAGGAGACACAGGUAUCAGGAAACUGCAACAUUCUUUCAUCGGAGGAGAAAAAUUUCAAAGGAGUAAGGUUGAUUCCUUUUUAGUGGAGGCUGUCUCCUUGAGUCAUUUAAAAAAGGUAGUUGUGGGACAUGAUGGAGAAGGAUAUGGAGCAGGAAUGUACUUGAAGAUGAUAACAGUUAAGAAGUCAGAGAAUUCAGAUAAAGAAUGGAUUUUCCCAUGUUGGAACUGGCUGGAUACUCACCUGGGAUUGUGUGACACUGUUUGUGAGAUUGAAACAAUAGGCAAAAAAUUGACCUCUUCUUCAGAACAUCCUCAAAUUAACAAAAAGUCCUCAGGUUUAUGGAUAAUGGAUAUCAUGGGGUCUGACAUAAGCACUGGAAUUGAUCCUGUACACCUGAAUUUCAACUUCUAUGGAGACCAAGAUUGCAAAAAGUUGUCACUUCAAUUUUCAGGAAAGGCAACACAAAUCAAAGAUGAGCUAACAAACAUUGGAUCCCUUUACAAAAUUCAAAUAUCUGGUCCACAUGCUGAGCUAAAGGAGCCCUGGCAUUUAGCCAUGCUACAUAUGAAGCAUACAGGCACCAACCAAGAGAUGUGGUUAAAUUUUGACUGUUGGUUCAAACCCAAUGAGGAGAAAUGUAUUGAACUGCCAGCAUUCUGUUCAGACCAGAAUCCUUUGCCUGUUGUGGAAUAUUCCAUCCAUGUACAUACUGGAGACAAAAAGAAAGCUGAUGCCAGGGGAGAAGCUUAUCUCUGUAUUCAAGGAGACAGGGGUGACUCUGGGAAACGAUGGCUUAAUCAUUCAAAAAGUGACCCAAUCACUUUCAGCAGAGGAGAGGUGAAUGUUUUCAGAUUCAAAGCAGUACAACUUGGGAAGCUGAACCACAUCCUUGUAGGGUUUAAAAGUUUCACCAAAGAUGAUUGGUUCCUAGAAAAUGUUGUCAUAAAAGAAGGAAGUUACCCUUUUACCACAUACACCUUUGUUUACAAUAACUGGAUUAGUAAACAUUCAAAAAAAGAUUUUACAGAACUUUCGAUUCCACUGCAAGAAAUGACUGCAACAUCUGGUCCAGUGAAAGAUUUUGAUGUUAGAAGCCAAGGACAAUGGAGAAUGUGGGUGGAUUGUGCCCAUGUUCCAGAAAAGAUUCCUGUUAUAAAAGUGCUUGUGUAUGGAACCAAUGGGACAUCUCUUGCACAGAGAGUUCAGGAUUUGAAAAAUGAUCCAUUUAUGCUGAGCACUGGCGAUGUUGGCAGCAUCAUAAAGACAUCCUUUAUGUUAUCCAGCUCAAGUGUGAGUAGAGGAAUUAAACUUCUUAAGCUCCGGAUGAAAGACUUGGACACAAAAGAAGAGCUGGGCUUUCACCCUUUAAACCAAUGGCUCUUUGAAGAAGAUGGAUCAGAGACUGUGACAGAGCUAGCAGCUGUCAGACCAGAUGAAGCACCACUUAAGGUCGUUGCUUACUCAAUCAGUGUCCACACAGGAAUGUUACCUGCAUCUGAAACAGAUGCAGAUAUCUUUAUUACAAUAUUCGGGGAGAAUGGGGACUCUUCCAAAAGAAGACUUAGGUAUUCAAACUCAUGUGCACGCUUUGAAAAGGGUCAGGUGAGAACCUUCAGUUUCCGAGCAAUAGAUCUAGGUAUGAUGAGCAAAGUGCUUGUGGAACACAAUAGAUCUGGUUAUGGAGCUGGUUGGUACCUUGACCAAAUCAUGAUACAAGAAUUAGAGAAGAAUGGUGGACAAUAUGUAUUCCCAUGCCAGCAAUGGCUGGACAGUGGAGUUGGUGAUGGACAAAUGAAACGAGAACUGCAACUUCUCGGAAAAAUUAGGAAAGAGAAGCUGGCAGAAAAAUUUCACGGGACUUUGGAUGUCACUGUUACGACUAGAAGCAUUUCCAGCAAUGCUAUCAACCCUAAGUUGACUCUGACGGUUUAUGAUGACAAAGGGGCAUCUGCUUCAGUCUUCCUUCCCAAAGGAUCAUUUAAGAGGGCUGAGGCUUAUCAGGCAACACUGGAGCUGGAUAAGAAGUUUAGUAUGAUAUGCAAAGUUCGCUUGGAAGUAGAAGACACAGAUGGGGAAACAUGGCAUUGCCGUGAGGUGAAACUUCAGAACAGAAAAAGUAAACAAAUUCUAGAAUUCCCAUGUGUCCGUGAUUUUUCAGAUGCCAAAGGAUGUACAGUGGCUGAACUUCCAGUUCUCAUAGCUGGCUGCAGUUUUUUAACAGUUAAACAGUAUGUUCUGUACAUCACAACGGACUCCUCCCCAGAAUCAGGAACAGAUUCAGAUGUGUAUGUCACUUUGAAAGGUUCAAUGGGAGACACUGGCAAGAGGAAAUUACCAAGGAAUGGGGAGGACAUUUUCGCCAAGGGGAAGGUGAAUGUUUUUCAAGUGGAAGCAGUAGAUAUUGGGACUCUGUAUGAGCUUCUCGUGGAAAAAGGAAAAGGCUCUGAUUGGCACCUUGAGAAGAUUACUGUGAAAGAGCCAAAGUUUCCAGGAAAGGAGAUACUGUUUAUGGCUCAAACAUGGCUGAGAGACAAAACUGACAGGAAAAGAUGUGCCUCAGUAACUCUGAAUGUUACAGAAAUAGAGGAAAGGAGAAGCACAGCUGACUCACUGUUACAAAGUCAACGGAUGAACUCAGAAGGUUCAUGGAAGAUUUAUUUCACUAAAUGUCAUGAAGAUUCAUCAAAAGAAUUUAAGUCUUGGGAAAACAUUUCUAAACUUAUUAUGGUAUUUUAUGGAUACAAUGGCAAAUCUGAGCCAAUUUCCUUAGAGAGCAAAGUGGGAGAUCAAGCUGAGGACCAAAUAACAUACAAUGUGCAUUUCCCAUUGGAUCUGGGAACACUCUAUAAAGUGAAGUUUGGGCUUCAUCACUUGGGAGAAAGCAUAUCCCAGUUGUUUCAUCAUUGUAAAGUGCAGAACACAGUAACCCUGGAUACCUUUAGUCUCUCUAUAAAUAAAACACUUCCUCUUCUUAAUGGAGACCAAUGGAUUGAGUUCCCUGUAGAGUGGCCAUUAAGGAAAGCACUUUCUGUUGUUACAUAUGAUGUAAAGGUAUUCUUCAAUGAUACUUUGAGCAAGAUAAACUUGGUACAUAUGUUUUUGUGUAUAUAUGGAACCAAUGGAGACACUGAAAACAGAACCAUUUUGUUGCCUUCUCACCAAGGAGAGGACAAUGAGUCAUUUACAGGUCAAAUAGAUGCUGUGGAUCUGGGAGAACUACACAGAGUUACACUUCACAUUGGAAGCAAAUCACCCUGUAAACUGGAUAUUAAAGCACUGCAAUUGAAGGAAGCCCCAAAGCAAGAGCCUGUAUACAUAUUUGAAGUGAAUGAAACAUUCCUUUUGGAUGCAAAUGAACCUGAAAUAAGGAAAGAAAUCCCUCUCUCUUUUAUUACCAAAGAAGACAGUAGAUCAGAAAAUCUGAUAGAACAUAUUAUUAAAGUGUACACAGGCGACAAGAGAGGAGCAGGAACUGAUGCAAAUGUGCAUAUAAUUUUGUUUGGAGACAAGGACACAUCUCAGUUAAUUCAACUCAAGACAUCUCUGGAUCAUCGAGAUCCUUUUGAAAGAGGGAAGACUGACACAUUCAGAAUCAAAACAAAGGAAGUUGGAAGGCUGCAGAAAAUUGAAAUUGGACAUGAUGGGAAAGGAUUUGGUGAUGGUUGGUUUCUGGAAAAAGUAGACAUCACAGAUGUAUCUACAAAUGAACUGUACUGCUUCAGUUGCAACCGGUGGCUGGCUGAAGAUGAAAGUGAUGGACAUACAGUAGUGCAGCUUUAUUUGUAAUUAUACAUUCUGAGAAGCCUGUUUGAAAAUGCUUCCCCUCAACAUCAAGCUGAUCUGGGUUUUUUUGUGUUUUUAAUUGUGAAAGAAAUAUAAUUAUCAUGAAGAAAUAUCAAAACAUUACAUCACGUUUUAAUACUCCAGUGAAAAUGUU